This is a messenger RNA of Glycine soja, 2478 nucleotides long. RefSeq names its product putative receptor protein kinase ZmPK1. Gene Ontology annotation, biological process: protein phosphorylation; recognition of pollen. Lineage: Eukaryota; Viridiplantae; Streptophyta; Magnoliopsida; Fabales; Fabaceae. The record is from RefSeq and is a predicted model, not a curated record. Gene Ontology annotation, molecular function: protein serine/threonine kinase activity; ATP binding. The coding region runs from base 34 to 2451 and encodes 805 amino acids. The transcript has a single exon.
UGUAUUGAGUUUCGAGAGAGAUAUUUCCAUUCCAUGGCUGCAGUAUAUACCUUGUUGUUGAUCCUUCUGAUCUCUCUUGUUAUUUCAUCUUCAGCAGUGGACACCAUGCAUCAAGGUUCAUCACUCUCGGUGGAGGAACCAAAAGAUUUCAUGCUCUCUCCAAACGGCAUGUUCUCUUCUGGUUUCUUUGCCGUUGGCGAAAACGCAUAUUCCUUCGCCGUUUGGUAUUCCGAACCCUAUGGCCAAACACGAAACGCAACCGUCGUAUGGAUGGCGAACCGUGACCAGCCCGUGAACGGCAAGGGCUCAAAGUUUUCGCUUCUUCACAACGGCAACCUCGCCUUAAACGACGCUGACGAGUCCCACGUUUGGUCCACAAACACCGUUUCACUGUCCUCCUCCGUGCUUCUGUUCCUCGACAACACCGGCAACCUCGUUCUCCGCCAAACGGAGAGUACCGGUGUCGUUUUGUGGCAAAGCUUUGAUUUCCCUACAGAUACGCUUUUACCUCAACAAGUGUUCACGAGACACGCGAAACUGGUCUCUUCUAGAAGCAAGACAAACAAGUCCUCGGGUUUCUACACUUUGUUCUUCGACAACGACAACAUUCUUCGUCUUCUUUACGAUGGUCCUGAAGUUUCUGGCCUUUACUGGCCAGAUCCAUGGCUGGCAUCUUGGAACGCUGGAAGAUCCACUUACAACAACAGCAGAGUUGCGGUGAUGGACACGCUCGGCAAUUUUAGUUCUUCAGAUGAUUUACAUUUUUUGACAUCUGAUUACGGCAAAGUCGUCCAAAGAAGAUUGACCAUGGAUAACGAUGGAAACAUUCGUGUUUAUAGCCGGAGACACGGUGGAGAGAAAUGGUCUAUUACGUGGCAAGCCAAAGCAAGACCGUGUAACAUUCAUGGUAUUUGUGGCCCAAAUAGUUUGUGCUCUUAUCAUCAAAAUUCUGGUAUAGAAUGCUCUUGUCUUCCCGGGUAUAAGUGGAAGAACGUAGCCGAUUGGUCUUCUGGGUGUGAACCGAAAUUCUCUAUGCUUUGCAACAAAACCGUGUCUCGAUUUUUAUAUAUAAGCAACGUGGAGUUGUAUGGCUAUGACUAUGCGAUCAUGACCAAUUUCACGCUCAAUCAGUGUCAGGAGUUAUGCCUUCAAUUGUGCAAUUGUAAAGGCAUCCAAUACACCUAUGUCUUUGAAAGUGGCACUUAUACAUGUUACCCGAAGUUGCAGUUGCGGAAUGCGUACCGUACACCGUAUUUUAAUGCUGAUUUGUACUUGAAACUCCCGGCAAACAGUUCAUAUUCUUAUGAGGGGUCCACAGAACAGCACGGUCUUGAUUGCUCUUCUUCGAGAACGAUACAGCUUGAGAGAGCCUAUGACAUGGGUCAUGAAAGCAGAUAUAUUAAGUUCUUAUUUUGGUUUGUAGGGGGAGUUGGGGGAAUUGAAGUUUUUUGCAUAUUUGUGAUUUGUCUUUUUCUGGUGAAAACAAGUGGCCAAAAAUAUUCCGGUGUAGAUGGACGAGUCUAUAAUCUAUCCAUGAAUGGUUUCAGGAAAUUCAGUUAUUCUGAGCUGAAACAAGCCACCAAAGGUUUUAGGCAAGAGAUAGGAAGGGGUGCAGGAGGGGUUGUUUACAAAGGAGUGUUGCUGGAUCAACGCGUUGUAGCAGUGAAGAGACUCAAGGAUGCUAAUCAAGGAGAAGAAGAGUUCCUCGCGGAAGUAAGCAGCAUUGGAAGACUUAACCACAUGAACUUGAUUGAGAUGUGGGGAUAUUGUGCUGAGAGAAAACACAGGCUAUUGGUGUAUGAGUACAUGGAGAAUGGAUCUCUAGCACAAAAUAUCAAGUCCAAUGCUUUGGAUUGGACCAAAAGGUUUGACAUAGCCUUAGGUACUGCAAGAGGUCUAGCUUAUAUUCAUGAGGAGUGUUUGGAGUGUAUUCUGCACUGCGAUGUAAAGCCACAAAACAUACUUCUAGAUUCUAACUAUCAUCCGAAGGUGGCGGAUUUUGGGAUGUCCAAGCUGAUCAUGAGAAACAGAAAUGAUACUAGUACAUACUCUAAUAUUUCAAGGAUACGAGGAACAAGAGGUUACGUGGCUCCUGAGUGGGUUUUUAAUCUAUCAAUCACGUCCAAAGUUGAUGUCUACAGCUAUGGAAUGGUUGUUUUGGAAAUGGUCACUGGAAAAAGCGUAACAAAGGAUGUUGAUGCCACUGAUAAUGGAGUGGAAAACCUGCAUCUCAGCAUGGUCGCAUGGCUUAAAGAGAAAGACAAAAAUGGAUCUGGGUGCGUUAGUGAAAUCUUGGACCCAACAGUAGAAGGAGGUUAUGACGAGGGUAAGAUGAAAGCUUUGGCUAGAGUGGCCCUGCAGUGCGUAAAGGAAGAGAAGGACAAGAGACCCACCAUGAGUCAAGUAGUAGAGAUACUUCAGAAAUCUAGCCGCGAAAAUGAUCAUCAGUGAUCAUCACAAAUGGUUCCGUGCUGCUCU